This is a messenger RNA of Acanthochromis polyacanthus (spiny chromis), 4234 nucleotides long. Its product is annotated as SNF-related serine/threonine-protein kinase-like. Gene Ontology annotation, molecular function: ATP binding; tau-protein kinase activity; protein serine/threonine kinase activity. The record is from RefSeq and is a predicted model, not a curated record. Gene Ontology annotation, biological process: intracellular signal transduction; protein phosphorylation; microtubule cytoskeleton organization. Lineage: Eukaryota; Metazoa; Chordata; Actinopteri; Pomacentridae. Gene Ontology annotation, cellular component: cytoplasm.
CCGACUUGACGCAGCUCGGAGCGCAGCAGCGAGAGGGAAAGACGGGCUGAGUUGACAGUGUGACAGAUUGACACAGGGACUCGUUGGGAUAAUCUGUGGCCGGUUGGUCGAGUGUUUGAGUGAACGGCGGCGGAUUUAAGGCUGUUUAAACCCGCAGACCAGCGUCCGGAGCCACGCAGUUUUUUUUUUUAAUUUAAAGGGAACGGAAAGGACGCUGCUUCAGACCCUUCAGUGAUCGCUACAAGAUGGGGCUGAACUGAGCCGAGCGCUGACAGCACAAAUCUCAGCUGAUCUAGAAUCAGACACCAACUGCUAGCUCAGCCGACUCAGGGGGAGAUGGAGAACUGACGGCUGAAGACCGGCAGGCGACAGAAGGCAGCUCCUCCCUCCCCGUCCGCCAGCAGCCAUGGCAGGGCUCAAACGUCACCACGAUGGGAAGAUCGCUGGGCUGUACGACCUGGACAAGACGCUGGGCCGCGGACACUUUGCCGUGGUCAAACUGGCCCGCCACGUGUUCACUGGGGAAAAGGUCGCUGUAAAGGUGAUUGACAAGACCAAGCUGGACCCGGUGGCCCGAGGUCACCUUUUCCAGGAGGUACGAUGCAUGAAGAUGGUGCAGCACCCCAACGUGGUGCGACUCUACGAGGUCAUCGACACGGCCACCAAGCUCUACCUCAUCCUGGAGCUGGGCGACGGAGGAGACAUGUACGACUGCAUCAUGAAGCAUGACGGAGGCCUCAGCGAAGAGGUGGCCAAGUGCUACUUUGCCCAGAUUGUCCACGCCAUCUCCUACUGUCACCGGCUACAUGUGGUGCACAGGGACCUGAAGCCGGAAAACGUGGUUUUCUUCGAGAAGCAGGGCGUCGUCAAGCUCACCGACUUCGGCUUCAGCAACCGGUUUCAGCCCGGGAAAAAACUGAACACCUCCUGCGGCUCGCUGGCCUACUCUGCUCCAGAGAUACCUGGGGACGAGUAUGACGCUCCUGCUGUGGAUAUCUGGAGUCUGGGGGUGAUCCUGUUCAUGCUGGUCUGCGGUCAGCCUCCCUUUCAGGAGGCUAACGACAGCGAGACGCUCACCAUGAUCAUGGACUGCAAAUACACAGUGCCUCCACACAUCUCCCAUGCAUGCAGAGAUCUUAUAGGCCACAUGCUGCAGAGGGACCCCAAGAAACGAGCGACCCUAGAGCAGAUCGAGGGCCACCAGUGGCUUCAAGGUGUGGACCCCUCCCCGGCCACCAAGCUGUCCACUCCUCUGGUGUCCCAUCGCAGCUUGUCGGAGGAGGAACACGGCUCCAUCAUUCAACGCAUGGUGCUGGGGGGCAUCGCAGACAGAGACGCCAUAACUGAGGCUCUGGAGUCCAACCAGUACAACCACAUUACAGCUACCUACUUUCUGCUGGCUGAGAGGAUGCUGAGGGAGAGACAAGAGAAGGAGCAGCACAGCCAGACGCGAUCUCCCAGCCCCAGCAAGGCCCAGUUCAGGCAGUCUUGGCCCACCAGAGUGGAUGUUCACCAAGAUGUCAGUGAUGGGUUGGGAGGUCCAGCUAUGUCCCACCCCGGGGGGCCCCAGUCCCCUGCUCGAAGUGCUGAGAGUCUCCACAAAGGCCCGAGGCCCAAAACCGCUCUGCUGGACAUCACCCAGCGGCAGGAGAACCACACUCCAGCAUCCGGCCAGCAGCAGCCUGGCAGACAGAACCAGGAGAGGCUCAGGUCUCUGCCAAAGCCCCUCUCCAACCCCCUCAGGCUAAGCUCUCUGGCCUCGGUGGGCCCUUGCAAACCUCGCAGCCCCAGUCUUUUCAGUGUGGAAGAGGAUGAGGAAGAGGAGGGGGGAGAAGACAAAUGCUUCUCCUCCUCCACACUGCCUGCUCAGGUGGUGCUUCGUUCCAAAACCUCCUCCUCAUCGUCAUCCACAUCUUCUUCCGGUAAUCGGCUGACAUCGCGUAUGAGUGCUCCCGUUCUCAACCAGAUCCACGAGGAGGAUAAAGAGGAGGAGGAAGAGGAGGAGAGGAGGGAGCUGUAUGGACUCGGUCCGCCCAAACCGAGCCUCAGCCUCAAUCUGAACUCUAGGAUACCAUCACCUUCAACGCUCAUUUCAUCACCCAAUACCGUCGGUGUAACAGCUCCGGUUGCCACUUUCACUCCGAGCUCAGAGACUAGUGAUGAUGACACAGAAAGUCACUUUAAACCAGAUACCGUAAUUGUAGAUGGACAAGGGGAGGAAAGAGAAGGGAGGAAAGAGGACAGAGAGAAAAGGGGGGCAGGACAGGGCAGUCCCUCCAACUGUGCCAGUCCUGGAUCAGGGUCAGGCCAAGGUAAAGGCACCGCCAAAGCUGCCAGCGGUCUGGUGGAGAGCCUAAAGCUGAUGAGCCUGUGUCUGAGCUCUCAGUUCCACAACCUGACAGGAGGAGGAGGCGGAGGUGGUGGUGGAGGCAGCGGCGGUGUUGGGGGGGAGUCCCAGGACCGCCCCAUGUGGAGGAUGUGCAUGGGAGGCUCCACCGGCAGCUUGGAUAAGGUCUCGCUCCUGGGUGGCCCUUCACCCAGAGGGAACCUUUACCAGCAGCCCCCGCUGGGAGACGCCCUGGCAGACCCGCUGCUGGAGGGGCCCUGCUCAGGCACCCUGAGGCUGGGAGAGCUGGACCUGGCCCGGGAAAACCACAGGAACAUGAAGAACCGUGUGCUGCAGAUGCCUCUGAGCGACAAAACUCUGUCGGUCAACAUUCACCGGAGCCCCAAAGAGGGUCUGCUGUGCACCCCCACCCCACACAGCUGCUGCCAGGUCAUUUAAAGCGGAGGCAGCAGCUCCAUCGGCUGCUGCUCCUUCACAAUCCUCCACUCACAUUCAUACAUCCCUUAUUAUCCUGCUUUCAUUUCGGUUAUGUCACCACUGGCUCAUGAAUUCAUUAUUUUUUCCCGUUUUUCUUUUGUUUAAUGCUUAACAGUGGAUAACUGGGAGAAGGCCAAAUGCCAAAAUUGCACAUUUAGAGACACAGAAAAUCUCCAUAGAGGAGAUUGGGUGCAAUGCCAAGUCUGUGAAGCACUUUCAGCAGAUCAAACAGAACACUGAGGGGACAUUUUAGCCUGCUGGUGUAUUUAAAUAAGAGACAUUCACAAUGGAAACGGAUACAGGCAGUGCUCACAACCCUGCUUUUACAGUUAUAUACAGUAUACUGUAUGUACACAAUUCUCACUCCUACAUCACUUUGAGAAGCUGAUAGAAGGGAAAGUUGAGUUUUUAAUAUCAUGUUACAUGUUGUGUUUUUUGUUGUACUUUGAUGCUGUUUUUAAUAUCAUAAUUUAUAAAUUAUUAUUUUUUAAAUAAUCAUUUUAUCUUUUUUUUUACAUUCCGACUGAAAGAGUUAAGUUGUGACUGUGUUUUCAUUGAAAUGAGGACAAAUACAGGGAGACAAAGGACAGCAGCACUGAAGGAUGAUGGUGGCACACAAUAUUUUAUAGUCUAUCACUGUUUUAUUUUUGUAUCUCGAACAUGCUCUGCAGAAAGAAAACGCACACUCACUUGUCAGGCCUCUGCAGCUGAACGGCAGAUUGUGUACAUAUGUGAAUAACCUAGCAGUACUCUGUACCCGUAGUAUUAAAGGUAAAGUUGUAUUGCAGUAGAAACCUGAAUACUAGAUCCUUAUCCACCAUUAUUCUUCAUUUCUACUGGAUAUGCAAGGCUUUGGCUAAACCCAGGGCUGGAAUGUCUUUAAUGGUUGAAAAAGAAUUAAAAUCUGACACACAAAACAACUAUUAAACAUAAAAUUAAAAAAAAAUCAAAUUGGCCCUAAGUUCAUGUUGACUGGAAGUAAAGUCGAGUGCUGGGUUGAACCCAAGCCGUGUAUAUCCAGUAUCUUUCCAGGAUCACAGUAGCCACUGUUGUAGCGUAUUCCAAGACAACAACAACAACAACAACAAGGGGUUUGAACAGAACAUAACAACACCGCCCCUUCAAGUGUUGGUCUGUGUAACUGGAUGUGUGACCCACCCCUAGUGGAAUAUAUAACUUGACAGUGCAUGUGUUUUGCUGUAGCAACCUUACUCCUAACCCACCGAGGUCAAGCCACCCGUUGUAUCUACCUACGUAAGAGAUUCAAAUGGUCACUUUACUGUAACCUCACAGCAAUACCAGCGACUGCAAAAUGUACAACAAUAAUGGAUGUGCCAUAAAAUCUGUCUUGAGCAUAUUGUACUGUAUGUAUAUGAUAGAGAUCUAUUAAAAUAAAACGAUGUGAAUGAA